Molecule: messenger RNA, 1171 nt
Organism: Portunus trituberculatus (swimming crab)
Lineage: Eukaryota; Metazoa; Arthropoda; Malacostraca; Decapoda; Portunidae
Exons: 10
Coding region: 240-935 (231 amino acids)
Source: RefSeq, a predicted model, not a curated record
GGCACUCUUCCCGCCAGCCAGCCGGGGAUUAAAUUUCAGCUGACGCAGCAUGCACAGAACCCCGUAUAUAAGAUCUUCCACGUUAAAUACAAUUCCGGAAAACAAAUCAGUGUAAUUUAAAACGUGAUAAACACUAAGAAUAACAGUAAUAUAUAUAAAUAUGACGAAAUAAACAUUAAUAGUUUGUAAAGUGUUCGAUCAGCGGCAACUCUCCCGCACGUUCCUCCGCCGCCUGCUGCAUGUGCUUACCCGCCACGGAUAAUGUGGGUCUGUUUUGUUACUGGCCUCCAAGGGCAGGUGCUGCAGCCAAGGUGAAAAAGGAAGAAAUCCCAGAUAAAGAAAAAUGGAAUUCAUACGAGAUAAGGAUUUUUUCAUCUGCAGAAACCUACAGCAAGGCCCAGGAACUGUCCAGGAGAGCAGAGGUUACGUCAAAUGUUGAAACAGAACCUGAAGGUCCAAAAAGCAGAGUUACCAAAAAGCCUGCUAGAUAUGACUUCUCAGAUGAAGCUGAUGAUGAAGGCGAUAAUCCUGAGUUCUCCCACACUCCAUCUGUAGCUGUUCUGCCACAAUCUCCUCACCUAAAUGUUGGACUUUCCAAAACAAGCUCGCAUCAUACCAAAAACUCAGUUGUUCAUGAAAGAUUUUCCUCCCCAGAAUGGUCUGAUGCAUCCUUCAAAACCAGAUCCUCAUCACGGUCCUCAGAAAUAAUACAUGUUAACGCACAAGAUUUGAAAAAAAAAUACACAUCAGCUUCAUCAGACCGAGGUGCAACAGAACUUGUACCUGUUUCACAGACAGAGUUUGCAGAGUUCAAGAGCGCUGUAAUGGCAAACUUCAAGACAAUCCAGGAAAACCAGCGGCUGAUGUUAAGCUGCCUACAGUCUUCUUCCAGUGGGCUAGGGAUGAUGUGGAGGAUGUACUGCCAGCUCCAGUAAGCAGCUUGGAGGAACUGGAUGACCUAAACUCUAAAUUGGCUGAUCAAUCUUUCAAAAGGAAUUUGCCUCAAAGGAAAGAAAGGGAAGCUACCAUUUAGUGAUCUUCCCAUCUGCAAAGUUAUCAUCAGAGCAUGCAUGAGAACCUACAAAGAAGCAAAAACCUCUGCAGUGGAGCAUCAAAUUAGUGAGGCCCUGAAGCAUGCUCCUAAGAGGAAAGGUGGCCAAAAAUACAAGGU